Molecule: messenger RNA, 2988 nt
Organism: Cheilinus undulatus (humphead wrasse)
Lineage: Eukaryota; Metazoa; Chordata; Actinopteri; Labriformes; Labridae
Exons: 6
Coding region: 420-2729 (769 amino acids)
Biological process (GO): positive regulation of Rho protein signal transduction; phospholipase C-activating G protein-coupled receptor signaling pathway
Cellular component (GO): membrane
Molecular function (GO): lysophosphatidic acid receptor activity
Source: RefSeq, a predicted model, not a curated record
GGGAGACGGGACUAAUUGAAGAGCUCCCAGCCGCUGAAGCUGUCGCAGCUAACUAGCUUAGAGGCGACUUCUUGGUAGCUCUGAGAAACUCAGCUCUCGCACACAGUGAACCCUUUAAAGGUAGAAUAUGGGGCUUUUCUUUUGACAGCUGCGCCGCUGCCAGACUGACAAACAUCAGUGACCGGGAGGUGAGCUGUCACCAUCCAUUCAGCUGCCUGAUGACUGAUCAGCCCCGCAGCCGUGCAUCCUGACUGGCUCUGCCUCGAUGUGUGAGUCCAAAUGUCCACAAUGACUUGGAGGGGACUUGAAUGGUGGAUCCCCUGCUGACAGCUCAGACCACCAGAUUUCUUCCUUGGCUUUGCUGACCGCUUUGGUCUAACUUUUUUCUCCUUCGCCCCUUUCCUGUUGAAUCUGCCACCAUGGCUAGUCUGGUGCUCAACGAGACUGGAAUGGAGGACUGUGGGAUUGAUGACUCCUUCAAGUACAACCUGUACUCGGUGGUUUACAGUGUGGUCUUUGUCUUAGGACUGAUCACCAACUGUGCUGCCCUCUUCGUAUUCUGCUUCCGGAUGAAGAUGCGCAAUGAGACCACAAUGUUUAUGACCAAUUUAGCGUUAUCAGAUUUAGUCUUUGUUUUUACACUGCCAUUCAAAGUCUUUUACAAUGUUAACCGCCAUUGGCCAUUCGGAGAUGAACUGUGUAAGGUCUCAGGAACAGCCUUCAUCACCAACAUCUAUGGAAGCAUGCUCUUCCUUACGUGCAUCAGUGUAGACCGUUUCCUGGCGAUAGUUUACCCUUUUCGUUCUCGCUCUAUUCGCACACGCAGAAAUGCAGCGCUUGUGUGUGCCGCAGUGUGGCUGACUAUUGUGGGGGGAGGAAUAUCUGUGACUUUCUUCUCCACCAUUAAUAGCACAAACAGAGCCACAACAUGCUUUGAGGGCUUCUCCAAGAGCACCUGGAAGACCUACCUUUCCAAAAUUACCAUCUUCAUUGAGAUUGUGGGCUUCCUCAUCCCACUCCUGGCCAACUUGGUAUGCUCCUCACUUGUUCUACGGACACUACGGCGACCAGUUACCGUUGGCCAUGGCUGUGACAGUAAGAGACGCGUACUUAGGAUGAUAUUGGUCCAUCUGGCCAUCUUCAUCAUCUGCUUCGUUCCUUAUAACUCCAUCCUUUUCCUUUACGCCCUCGUGCGGACCCAGGCCUUGGCUAGCUGUGCUAUUGAGCGCUUUGCUCGGACUCUUUACCCAAUCACUCUGUGCUUGGCCAGCCUAAACUGUUGCCUGGACCCAGUGGUCUACUACUUUACCUCAGAGAGUUUCCAAAAAAGUUUGACCAUGGGAGGGAAAGGGCCUGGCUCUCGUCCUGAGAGUAUCCCCCGCAGUGACACUGAGACCCAGGACACAGUGAACACCUUCCCCAGUGACACGCACACUCUGGCCAGCAAUGGAAAAGACUCAAAGACAGCGGAGAGUCAGCUCUGGUGUGAUGGCUGUCUAAAUAAAACUGAAAUGACUCAUAAUACAUCACAAUGUGGUCACAACAUGACCAGCUGGGAGCAGAGCAUGGAUAAGAUGUACACUUACUUCUACCUGAUUCUCUUCAUCCCUGGACUGCUACUUAACACCACUGCUCUCUGGUUCCUCUGCAAAUAUAUAAGUAAGAAGACCAAGGCUGUGAUCUUCAUGAUAAAUCUGGCCUUAGCAGACCUGGCCAACACUCUCUCCCUUCCUCUCAGGAUUUAUUAUUACUUCACUCACAACUGGCCCUUUGGAAGAAGCAUCUGCUUGUUCUGCUUUUACCUAAAAUACCUCAACAUGUAUGCAGCUAUUGUGUUCCUGGUGUGCAUCAGUGUGCAGAGGUGCGUGUUUCUGCUCAACCCAUUUACCGCUCGCCGCUGGAGGCGACGCUAUGACCUUCUGAUCAGUAUCAUAGUGUGGUUAGUUGUCAGUCUGGCCUGCUCACCUUUCAUUCUGAUGCGGAGCAGUAGCAGCUCACAGACAGUCGAUAUUAAGUCCUUUUCUGUUAGUGUCACACCCAAAUACCCAGUAGCUUACACUAAACUUUACGCCCCACAUUUCAGUACAACCCCUAGCAGAUCCAACCCUACUUCUACCACAGAGGGCUGCUUCAAGGACUUGCCCAUGCGCCGCCUGCCCCAAUCUCUUGCUCUCACCAUGAUGGCUCUCGCUGAGCUCUUUGGUUUCCUGAUCCCAUUGGCCUGCAUCAGUUACUGCUCCUUUCGCAUUGCCAGGUCCCUCAACCAAAGGCAGACCCAGGAUCAGCAGUAUUCAACCAGAGAACAGAGUCGACUGCAGUCGGUCACCUCCAGCGGUCAGACUGAUAAAUAUGAAAAGUUGACAAAUGGUGAGAAGCGGCGAGCUUUACGGAUGGUGCUGAGCUGCUCUGCACUCUUCUUGUUCUGCUUCGCUCCCUACCACAUCAACUUCCUGCUCUACCUGAUGGUUUCACAGGACAUAGUGGUGCACUGUGCCACAAGGCUCGCGGUGCGUCAGUUCCACCCGGUGUCUCUCUGCAUGGCGAGCUUGAGCUGCGUCCUCAACCCCCUGCUUUAUUAUUUCUUAACAGCUGAGUUCAGAUUGCAUCUCACCAGGCGAACCUCCUCCUUCACCUCCUCACUCCUCUCCUCCCCGAUCAGCUCCCCGACCCAGCGCCCCGUCCAACACAGGAUGAUGAGCAAGGAGAGUAGCUGCUCAGACAGGGAGUAGCAGGCAGAUGUAUGAGAUCAUCUUACAGCUUCCUGGAUAAAAACUGACCCAAAGAACUUGCAGACAACCUGGUGAAGCUCAGUUACUUGCUCAAGUUUGUUUUCAUGGUGCAUAUUUCUUAAGAUCCAUGAGUAACACCAUAGUUGCCUAAUAGACAUAGAGAACAGCUAGUUGGUUUUUUCAUCUUUAAAUAAGCUACAUCAGUAUAUGUUACACUGUACAUAAAUGCAUGUUCAUUUGACUGUAAAUAAAAAACCAA